GCCCGGCGCAACUACUUUCUUCCCUCGCCUUUCUUUCUCCUGCUCUUUUUGUCCCCUGCUGGGGGGUGGCUGCAGCGGAGUGGGGGAGACUUUGGAUGACCGAGCUCGCGUCCACCUUUCUCUUCAUGUCGACGUCCCUGGAAACAGUCACACGGAUGCCAUGGUUACUUCUGCCACGAUCUUACAGGUGAACAAGGUGAUGUCCAUCUUGUUUUAUGUGAUGUUUCUCGCUCAUCUCCGUGGCGUCCAAGGGAACAGCAUGGAUCAAAGGAGUCUGCCGGAAGACUCACUCAAUUCCCUGAUAAUCAAGCUGAUCCAGGCAGAUAUUUUAAAAAACAAGCUCUCCAAACAGAUGGUGGACGUUAAGGAGAACUACCAGAGCACCCUGCCCAAAGCAGAGGCCCCGCCCCGAGAGCCCGCCAAGUCGGAAUUCCAGCCGGUGACGGCCAUGGGCCCCGAACUGCCGCGGCACCAGAGACGCUACAGCUCGCCCCGGGUCCUGCUGAGUGACAGCACGCCCCUGGAGCCCCCUCCCCUGUACCUCAUGGAGGACUACGUGGGCAACCCCGUGGUGGCCAACAGAACGUCGAGGAGGAAGAGGUACGCGGAGCACAAGAGCCACCGGGGCGAGUACUCCGUGUGCGACAGCGAGAGCCUGUGGGUGACCGACAAGUCGUCGGCCAUUGACAUCCGGGGGCACCAGGUCACGGUGCUGGGGGAGAUCAAGACCGGCAACUCCCCCGUCAAACAGUAUUUUUAUGAGACGAGAUGUAAGGAGGCCAGGCCUGUCAAGAACGGUUGCAGAGGAAUUGAUGACAAACACUGGAACUCACAGUGCAAAACCUCCCAAACCUACGUCCGCGCGCUGACGUCAGAAAACAACAAACUGGUUGGCUGGCGGUGGAUCCGGAUAGACACGUCCUGUGUGUGUGCCUUGUCGAGGAAGAUCGGAAGAACAUAACUUGGCAUCUCUCCCCAUAUAUAAAUUAUUACUUUAAAUUAUAUGAUAUGCAUGUAGCAUAUAAAUGUUUAUA
This is a messenger RNA of Budorcas taxicolor (takin), 1034 nucleotides long. It is a transcript of the gene NTF3, whose product is annotated as neurotrophin 3. The coding region runs from base 161 to 961 and encodes 266 amino acids. NCBI's taxonomy places the organism in Eukaryota, Metazoa, Chordata, Mammalia, Artiodactyla, Bovidae. The transcript has 2 exons. Gene Ontology annotation, molecular function: growth factor activity; nerve growth factor receptor binding. Gene Ontology annotation, biological process: cell surface receptor protein tyrosine kinase signaling pathway; negative regulation of neuron apoptotic process; nerve development. The record is from RefSeq and is a predicted model, not a curated record.